AUGAUUCAGUUUGUUAUAUUCUUCAUCUGGCUUGCUGGGGAUUUUAAACUCGUUUUGAAUUUACCGACUCUUGGAUCUAAAGACAAUCCCAGACUUCUGAGCAAAGGUAUAAUCUGCGGUGGAUUUGAAUACCCAGUCUAUCAGAAGCACAGUGUGUUCUUCUAUCAUGAGGACUCAGAGGAGAUGUAUGUAGGAGGGACGGAUUUUGUGCUGAAACUGGAUGUGGGGGGCUCUCAUAUUAUGGAGAAUUUCUCGCUGAAAGCCCCAGACCAGCAACACUGCCAAGAGGGCCAAUGUGAAAAUGUCAUCACAGUGAUUGAGAAGUUUCAGGACAGCAUGUUUGUCUGUGGAACAAAUGGAAACAAACCGCAGUGCUGGAAGCUUUUUUCGUCAGUGAACAACCAGUCUCUUGAAAUAGUGGCUAGCUAUGAGGGGAUGGGUAUCUCUCCGUUUGUGUACACGCACAACGCCAUUUCGCUCACUGUAGAGGGGGAUCUUUAUUCAGCUGCACCUUUGGACACGGAUGGAAGUUCAUUACAAUUCAGAAGGAAAGCUGGUAGCAGAACUAAUGUCUGGAUGUAUGACAACUGGAUCUCAGAGCCCACGUUUAUCUCUGCGACGUGGGUGAAGCAGAGGGAAGAACCUGACAAUGAGAAAAUAUACAUAUUUUUCCGUGAAAAGAACUCUGAUCACAACCCGGAGGCUGACCGCUGGAUAUCGAGGAUUGCCAGAGUCUGUAAGGUAGAUGAAGGUGGAUCGAAACGAUUUUUCCAGAACAUGUGGACAUCUUUUCUCAAGGCCCGGCUUGUUUGUGGACUUCCUGAGAAGUCGCUUUAUUUCAACCAUCUUCAAGAUAUUUUUGUUGUGCACGCCAAGGACUGGGUUGACACGAGAGUCUAUGGCCUUUUUACAAGCAGCUGGAACGUCACAGCGGUGUGCAUAUAUACAAUAGGAAAGAUUGAAGACGUAUUUGAGAACUCAACUUUCAAGGGCUACAACAAAGACAUUCCCAAGCCAAGGCCAGGAACGUGUGUAAAAAACAGCAGGAACCUGCCACUGGCCACCGUCAAUAUGGUGAAGGAUUACCCGGAAAUGAAUGACUGGGUUGAAUCGAUACAUCAAACAGCUCCGUUUUAUGUAAGCAGCAACAACUACACCAAGAUUGCUGUGGACCGAGUGCAGGCAGCAGAUGGGUGCAUGCAUAACAUUCUGCUUCUAGCUACUGAUUCUGGGAAGAUCCAUAAAGUCUUAGAGGCCGGGGAAGAGCCUUUCAUCAUCUCCGAAACACAGCUCUCCAGCCACUCAACCGUACAAUCAAUGAAGCUUGACUCCAAAAAGAAAAAGUUAGUGGUGGGUUUCUCAGAGAACAUUUCGAUCAUUGACCUUCAGAGGUGUCAGGAGUACAACCAGUCCUGCGCAGAUUGUGUUCUGGCCCGGGACCCCUACUGUGUCUGGACAGAGUUUGGAUGCACCCCGACUGUCACUGGAGGCAUUCAAAAUAUCCUUGAUGGGAACCGAAGUGUGUGUCAACCAUCUGACGAAGAGCAAAAGCAAGUUAACCGGACCAAACGGGAGACAGAUUCAUCAUCUACGGUGGAUUUGGGGAUAGCCCACUCGGUCCCCCUGAGUGUCCCCUUCUAUUUGUCUUGUCCUAUAGACUCCUACCACGCUGUGUACACCUGGGAGCACGCAGGCCAGAGCAGCCCAUGUCUACAAAUGCAGUCCAACUGCCUGCACCUGAUCCCCGCCAUGACGCAAGAGAACUAUGGUGGCUAUGAGUGUGUUUCCAAGGAGAGAGACUACACCAAAGUGGUGAAAACAUAUCAGCUUAAACAGCAAACGAUCCAGGAUACAAAUAGAAACACUGAUGGAAGCAAUGGUAAUUUAAGAAUAUCUGCAUCAGCUGUUGUGCCGCAGAUAACAUGGAUCACCCUCACACUGGCUGUAACAGUGUCUGGGAUUUUCAGAUAGGUUUUGCACAAUUGACUAUUUUAAACUAAGCAUUCCUUUCUUUUUGUAAUGCUUUUGUGUUGGGCCAAACCUCCUGUUUUUUCAAACUAAGCAUCGACAUCCUCAGCCCCUUUGUCCUUGUCCAGGAUGUUAGCAGCAUUAAGGCUAACUCACUUCCAUGAAGCUUGCAACUCAACAAUCGAAACAGGAACACACCUGCUGUGUACGAUGGAGCAAAAGAGCAGCACCACCAGUCAGCAGCAGGGCCCAGCUUAAAUAAUACUGAAGGUCAAUAAUAGUGUGUGUUUGGAUCAUCUCAAUAUCCGUCAAUAACCUCAGUGUCCACCUACAUUACUGCAAUAUCAUUGAGUAAGUAAUAAUCUUUCUUUAAAGCUAGGGGAACAGGGAAGAUGUUAGAAGUGAAUUCCUUUCAACAAAAGCUCAGUCCAAGCCGAAGCCUUUAAAAUCAUCCUGGGCUCCAAUGCGUGUGCACGGACAGUACAGCACACAGUGAGUAUGUAUUGUGGGGCAGAAGAGUGUGCACAUGUUGAGGCCAUAUCUAUUAGAGGUCAGACUUUUUUUUUAAGUUCCUGUGACAAUCCUGUUGACAGAUUAUUUGUGUUCAAGGAAGGGUGGAGGCAGCUGGGGACCUGCUGUUCAACUCUCCCUCUGUCGAAACAGUCAGUGGUCAGAGAGGCGUUUGGAGAAUGUGUAAUUAAAAUGCUUUGCUGCAGAGGAGACAAUAUCUGACUCCAAAAACAACAGGCACAUUGUUUACUUUAUUCAUAUUUAUAACCAAUCUAUUUUGGAGAAAAUUCAUUAAGUUAAAAUGUGCAUUGACAUAAAACACAUUAAUAUUAGCUUCGGGGAUAGCAUUUAUUUAUUUUACUUCCAUAUUAUAAUAGUUUUGCGACAUCUAUACAUCUGGUAUUGGAGUUUCAUAUAUAAGCUAUUUUUCCAGUAAGUUAUUGAUAUUAUACAAUACAGCUUUAUGUAUAAAGCACUUUAAAACCUCCAGACCAAAGUGCUGUACAGUCAAACAAACAAAACAAAACAUACAAAAAAUACACACGGCAAAGCUCACACACCAUAACACAAGUGCAAGUUAAAACAAUAGACAAAUAAAGUAAGAUAUUAAAGUAAGACUAUGUAAAUGUUGUCGCACAGUAGCCACUGUUGCCACAAGUGAUACUGUAUUACGAGAAAAUAGAUACAAGUAUGAGAACCAGCUUCGUAUGUCCAUUACUGCAAUAUGGCUAAAGUUAGCAAACACUAGCAUCCAAAAGCUCAUCAAGACCUAGUAAGGCUCCAGCAGCAAAUCCUAAUUAGAUUAAAUUAAGCAGUGGUAUGUUUUAUUGUAGAGAAAUACCUGCUUUUCCAAAAGUUACAUUGUCUUAAUUUAAACUACAAACUAUUCUUUAGAUGUUUAAAAAAUAAAUAUCUUUAUUAUAUUGUAUUUUGGUACAAUGUGCUAGCAUGAGUGUCCUUAUCAAUUCAAAGAUUAUAUAUUUGUGUAUGAUGAUUUCUUGGGAAGUCUACGUAAAGAAACUAAAGGAAGUCUUGUUAUUCCUCUACACCUGUAAGUGGUUUCGGGAAAGGAGUUGAUUUAGUCCUCAGUAGGUCAUGCGUUUAUCAGACUCAGUAAAUCACUUGCAGCUUGAGCAGAGUACAGACAAGAAGUAAUGAUCUUUAUCUUAAUCUGUUUUAUUCCGGGAUUCAAAGUCUCAACCCUGCUCAUGACGGCAUCUUGUUGAUACAAGAAUAAUUAUUCACAACAAAACUACUUAUCUCUUUGGCCAUUACUGCACAACAACAUUACUGCACGACAACAUGGGUGGAGAUCCUGCAUUAUUGUAGAUUUUAUUUCAGAUAACAAUAAUUGUACUUCAAAAGCUUUAAAGUGUUUUGAUCUUGCUGUUUUCGAAAAUAAAUUAUUUUUAUCUGAAAAAGAAAAUCUACAGCAUCUAACAUCUAAGAUCAACACCCAGAUCACACAUUUACUUGGACAGUCAAAUCUGAUUUCCUUUCUCAGAUAAUGAAUACUUCUUAACUCUGGCACGACACAAAAACAAACUGAUGUGAGUUUGUUGUUACUGAGGAAAUAACAAAAUGUAAGCAGCUAGGCGUGUUUGCUCUCCUAUUUUGGUACCAAACCCUGCUUGUACUAUGUGAGGGUCUCACCCUAAGUUUAGGAAACAAUCUUUCAACUCAAUGUGUUCCAAAUAAAUAUGAAGUCAUAGAAAGUGCGGUGUUAGGCUCCACCAAUACCACAAAUGAGUCAGUUGUUUUCAACCGAGGAUAAAACACAGUUGAGAAAGAGGUCGCUUCAUGUAGACUGUUUAAAACUGUUAUUGUGUAGCUUAAACAGCAGCGAGUGCAGUGUGGCUACAGAAGAUUCACCUACCGUACAAUCUUGCUGUCAGGUCACUUUAAUUAGGAUCAUGGAGUCAUUUGUUUAAGCUGCAGUUGACGCGUCACCUGACCUUACAGCUCACUGCCUCCUGUAGUUCAGUGUCUGUCAGCCUGCAGACAGUUGGCAAGGUUACUUGUAGUUCAGGGUGAGACAUUCAAAAUAUGUUUUCAUGUAGCUGCGGUCGACUACAUCACUAUUAGUCAUUGUUUGCUCCAGCCUGUUGAAUGAAUGCUGUAACCUCUCUGCUAAAGCUGUAUGUAACCUUGGCUGCAUGCUGUAUGAAUAAGCAUCACUGGGGUACAUGUAUGCACGUCAUUCCUAUCAUCUAAGAUAGUAAAAACAUGUUGGUAAUCAUGAACAACUUUCUUCCAAAUCCAAAAGAACAUGAGUUGUAAAACUUAAAUGUAUAAAGUCUGAAACUGCG
This is a messenger RNA of Gymnodraco acuticeps, 4787 nucleotides long. It is a transcript of the gene sema7a, whose product is annotated as semaphorin 7A. Gene Ontology annotation, molecular function: integrin binding; chemorepellent activity; semaphorin receptor binding. The coding region runs from base 1 to 1971 and encodes 656 amino acids. Gene Ontology annotation, biological process: positive regulation of macrophage cytokine production; regulation of inflammatory response; axon guidance. The record is from RefSeq and is a predicted model, not a curated record. The transcript is spliced from 14 exons. Lineage: Eukaryota; Metazoa; Chordata; Actinopteri; Perciformes; Bathydraconidae.